CGGAGAGCACCACCGAGCGCCGCACAACAAGCCGAUCCACAGCGACGCACCACACCGGGGAGGACGCGGAGCGAGAAAAUACGCACCAACAGGGACGCAACAGAGGAAACUAAUCCGGACGGAGCAGCGUUCACCCCACCGACAGACAUGGGCGUCACCUUUCCCCCUCUGCUCUUAACUUGCCUUUACGUGGCGGCUGCGCUGAUUGGUGGAGCCCGCUCGGAGGGGGUGUGUCUUCAAGACGGCAAGCACAAGGCCACGCCCAGUCCGGAGCCGCACCUGACGGAGUGCGCGCUUUACGCAGACAAUAGCUGCUGCACAGAAGAACACAUCCAGGACAUCUCGUAUGUUCCCUCUGCCAGCAACAAGAACGAACCCUGGGACAAGUGUGGGCGUCUGAGCCCUGAGUGUGAAGGCUUCCUGAAGCGCGUGUCCUGUUUUUACCGCUGCUCCCCCGACGCCGCCCGCUGGCCUCAUCCUCACCGCCGCUCCUACAUCCAGGCCGUGCCGCUGUGCCACAGCUUCUGCCGUGAUUGGUUUGACGCCUGCAGGAUGGACCUGACGUGCGCUCGCAACUGGGCCAGAGACCCCCGAGGACAGAACUGCACUGGAACCUGCGUUCAGUAUCAGCAGAUGUACCAGCACGGCAGAGAUCUGUGCGAGAGCCUGUGGGGCGACGCCUUCAUGACGGUGGAGGACGAGCCCGAGGAGGUGGGUGAGGCCGGGGAGAUCGGGUCCGAGGGCGACGGCGGCCGCCCCUGCGGCUGCCUGACCCUCAGUCCCUCGGACAAGGACGUGAUCGCCGCCCUCAGGGCCCAGCAGGACGACCCCGAGGAGCUGGACACCACCAAGACCGGCCUGCCUCAGUACCGCGCCCCCUGCCAGACCAAGCUGCCCGUGCAGACCGUGAGCGGCAGGAAGGGCAACUCGGUGCUGCGUAAGCGCUCGGUGGAGGUGGAGGACGUGGAGGGCAGCGGGAGCGGCUUGUAGAUGAUGGUAGACGGUCAUAUAUUUAGAGGUAAUUGUCUAGAUCCUAAUAUUUAAAAAAACAAAACAACAACCAUCCUUUGAAACGGAGCUGCUCCUUUAACUUUCCACCCAAACCUAAGCUCUCAUUAUCAUCGUAUAACCACUGAGUUCUGAAUAUCUGGUGUAAGAGAGACUGAAAAGCUUUCAGCAAACAUCCGAUCAGUUAAAUGAACAUUAUAGGAAAAAUACGCCACAACAGUAUUUAAACUUCUAUUCUGCAAGGGCUCUGACUUCAAUAACCAACAUAUUGAUAAUCUCCUAUAACGGCUGCACAGAUGUUGCAUCGUCAGCUACCAAGAUGAUUUUUUUUUUUACCGGCUUUAUCUCGCUCACUCGACCUUAUGAGCUGAGUCUUGCACAUGAUGAAGGCCCGACACUAUCAGCGCUCCUGCAUGAAUCGUCCUCCACCUUAAGAUUUCAUGACAGUAUCGUACCUGCACCAGUACCUCCACCGCCGCCCCGCCGCCACCCGUCUAGCUGACUUCCAUCUGCGCGUUAGUCUCUUGUUAAAUGCAGAUCUUACCGUCGUGCUUGCUGUGCAGUCUGCUCGUCAUGAUAGUGGAGAAACGCAGAGUAACCAUAAUAAUAAUGAAUGUAACUUAGAUUUUCUUACGGAGACCUGAUCACGAGGGAUCUUGGUGUGGUAACGACAGCGGAGAGGUUUAACAUUCUGAAGCUAAAUCCGCCCGGCGGGGUGAAAACCCGCCGAGGCAGCACCGGAUGAGGUGGCUCUGGCAGUUUGGUCUCGUAUGGCCGAUGUACCGUUGGUGUUUCUUUGAUAAUCACGUAUUUCUAGAGUGAAACACUGUUUAGAUGUACAUGUUUUGUAAAAAAAAAAACAAGGAAAGAAGAAGUGACGUGCGGUAAGCUUUCUGAAAUGAGUGUUUCUGUGCUUUUUCUUUAUCAUUAAAGACAACAUUUCUAAAUGUCA
Messenger RNA from Stegastes partitus (bicolor damselfish), 1960 nucleotides. It is a transcript of the gene rtbdn, whose product is annotated as retbindin. NCBI's taxonomy places the organism in Eukaryota, Metazoa, Chordata, Actinopteri, Pomacentridae. Gene Ontology annotation, molecular function: signaling receptor activity; riboflavin binding; riboflavin transmembrane transporter activity. Bases 148 to 990 code for a protein of 280 amino acids. The transcript is spliced from 6 exons. Gene Ontology annotation, cellular component: external side of plasma membrane. The record is from RefSeq and is a predicted model, not a curated record.